AUGGCCACUUUCCAGGACCGUGCCCAGCACAUGGUUGCUCAGCUCGACAAGGAGCUCUCCAAGUACCCCAUCCUUAACAACCUGGAGCGCCAGACCAACGUCCCCAAGGUGUACGCGAUCCUGGGUCUUGUCGGCGUCUACUUCUUCCUCGUCUUCUUUAACAUCGCUGGCGAGUUCCUCGUCAACUUCGCUGGUUUCCUUAUCCCCGGUUACUACUCCAUUAACGCCCUGUUCACGCCUGGUACCCGGGAUGACACUCAGUGGUUGACGUACUGGGUUGUCUACGCUCUCCUGACCGUCGUUGAGAGUGCCAUCAGCGCUGCCUACUGGUUCCCCUUCUACUACAUUUUCAAGUUCGUCCUUGUCCUCUGGAUGUCUCUUCCCCAGACCAACGGUGCCCAAAUUGUCUUCCACUCCUUCCUCCAGCCUGUCCUCGGCCGCUUCUUCAACAACGGCUCGACCUCGGCCAACCUCCGUGCUCAGGCCGAGGCCGCCGCCAAGUCUCAGUAA
This is a messenger RNA of Aspergillus chevalieri, 510 nucleotides long. RefSeq names its product putative membrane biogenesis protein (Yop1) (gene yop1). The transcript is spliced from 6 exons. Lineage: Eukaryota; Fungi; Ascomycota; Eurotiomycetes; Eurotiales; Aspergillaceae. The coding region runs from base 1 to 510 and encodes 169 amino acids. The record is from RefSeq and is a predicted model, not a curated record.